Amoebophrya sp. A25 is the source of this 2354-nucleotide messenger RNA. The record is from the annotation of a GenBank genome assembly. NCBI's taxonomy places the organism in Eukaryota, Dinophyceae, Syndiniales, Amoebophryaceae.
AGCAGGACGUGGUGUAGUUUCCUUUGUUUCAAUAUUUUUUCAAGUCACUAGUUAGAGGUGAGGACAGAGUGUUAAAUCGAGGUCUGCGAAGUCUGCUGGUUUACCUAGUAGAGCCACGCCUAGCCUAUGCAUUAACCUAAUCGAGUAGAAACAGGAACUACGCUCCCUGAUUAAUUUGAGAAAUUUGUAUGUAGUAGUUGAGGGUUUGCCGGUUAAUAUUGUAAUAUUUGAUACAUAUUAGCAUCAAAGACGAUAGUCUUAUUCUACAGCAAUUCAGAUAGCCUUAUUCUACAGCAGGACGUGGUGUAGUUUACUCCGUUUUAAUGAAACAUGCCGGUUAUUGUAUUUGAUACAUAGCAUCAAAGACGAUGACUGAGAAACUGGACACAACGGCCGCCACUAAUGUGGUUUCGGUCUUCGCGGAGGACGGAAAUUGCGUGGAGCUUGCAAGACGUCUGAUAAAAAGAGCUUUUUUAGGUCCAAAGCUGACAACCAAGUAUUACGAAGCUGAGCUGGAGUUUGUCUUUCAUGACGUCGACACAGGAGAGGUGGCGGAGAACAAGAUAUUGAAAGAAGAUCCUCCACCAGCGUCAUCUACUAGAAGUAGCUCAACAACAACGUCGAGUGGAAGUAGUUGUACUACAAAAAUUCCAGACACAUCGGCUGCAUCAUCUAGCUCUUCUAGUAGUUUGAUUAGUACGACCAUUCCAGAACCAGAUUCAGACGCAUCUUCAGCUGCUGCCGUUGUGCUCUUUUAUCGCACAAUACCCGGAUUGCAGAGACUUUUCUUGUCCUUGUCCACUGAAAAGCAAAAGGAAGAUGAUAUCCAUCUCCUCGAGCAAAUGGACUCAUGCUCAUCGAGUAGGUUACAACUUGCGGUUUGCUGCGUUUUCGACAAUGAGGGAAUUAUAGACGAGCCCAUUCCUGUUGGACUUCUUGAAGAACGAGAAGACACUAGGUUGGAGCAUUUUGACGUGUGCCUGGAUCACGGUUUUCAACGGUGCAGACUGUUGGAAAGUGAAGCAGGUGAAGAAGGUGUAGAUGAUUGUGGUGCACUUAAUACAUCUCGCGGUGUAGGUUUAGAUUGUGGCGGUGUACUUCUUAAUACAUCUUCUACUUCAUCUUCGUUGUUGGAUGAAGACGAGCAAGAACGGCGAUUCAGUGGGAUAGCGGAAAUUAGGGACUCAUUCGAAUGCCACAUGUGGCCUCACAUGGAGAUGAUCGACCGGAACAAUAGGAGUUGCAAUGGAGAACGGGAAGAAUUACCUCCAAGUACUAGAAGUCGUUAUACUCCACCAUCAACUAGUACAUCUGAGGAGUCCUUACAGGACUCACACUCAGACUUGGAGAGAGAAGCAGAAAGAAAUAAAGGGGCGGAUGUGAAGUUAUCUGGUUCGCAAGUUUCUAGAUCUCCUUCACCUACAUUUGGCGUCCAUAAGGGUUGCGAAGAGACGGCAACUGUGGCUGUGAGAAGGACAUUGCUAGAAGACAAGGUCGUAGAUGCACAUGCACCAAACAAGGCGAGCACGAUAUCUUCAAAGCAACAUCCUGAAGACUCAGACGAAAAACGACAGCAAAAAACACUUCUCGAGGAGGGAACCCCGUCAACUGAUGCUGAAGGAGGUAGAGGCAAUUCCGAAGUAGAUGAAGACGAAAUGCAGCUUGAGAAUUUGGAUAAGCUAAUGCAUCAAAUGCGUCAAGCACAUGACAGUGCGAAGGGCUUGUCUGAUGAAGAUCGUAGAAAAAAAGCCGAAGACCUGGCUUUGCGGAUGAUGAGUCUUCUGAAUCUCAGUGAUGAUGAGGAUGGAGAACAAUAGAAACGGGAGAAGGAUACGCAACUUUUGUUGUUGUGGUUGAUUUUUUUGAGUUCUCGACUGCAUUAAGGUCGACGAGGAUUCCCUCAGCAGUGGAGUUAAUACUUGGAACAAGUGCAGUAGUCGAGUUCAUCCCCAGUACGCCAUUACAAGGUGGGUGGGAUUACCAGGAGUUGGGACCGCGUGUGACAUGAUGACGAUGAUCUUUCACAGGAAUCUACAUCUACUUGAAGUAUGUUUUUACAUUGAAGCUACGACUAAUUGAUCACCAACAAGAGCAGACUGAACCCCAACCCUCCCGCUCGUGUAAGUACCUCCUACUUAAACAUGGAUUUGAAGAUCUCGAUCGUCACCCUCCUCCUAAUGAAGUGAUUCCUGUCCCAGGACAAGCAUAAAAAUUGAUAUUGAUAGCUACUCUCUCCUACGAAUAUCUCUUCCUAGAAGAAAUAGCUCUUACCCAUGAAAAGCUACAAAUACCACUUGCUCCUACAACGCGACAAGAAGCUAGUGCCACUACAAGAACUCCUAUUUCUUCUCGAC